Molecule: messenger RNA, 470 nt
Organism: Momordica charantia (bitter melon)
Lineage: Eukaryota; Viridiplantae; Streptophyta; Magnoliopsida; Cucurbitales; Cucurbitaceae
Source: RefSeq, a predicted model, not a curated record
AUGGCGGAUACCACUCAAAAAUUCUCUACCUUUAGCUGCGAAAUCAGCAUUUUGGAAGCCAAAAACAUAGAGUUCACGUCCCCAAAGAGGGUGUUCGUGAGAUACUAUCUUUCAGCAGGAAACAACAAGAGGGUCCGCCUCAACACCAAACAAAUCUCCUCCACCUCCAUCUUCGUCUGGAAUGAGUGUUUCUCUUUGGAGUGUUUGGGUUCAAAAGAAUCCAUCCACAGCCUCAAGCAAGCCACCGUCGUUUUCGAGCUCCGGCGGGCCAACAAACUUGGUUUUGUGGGGUCUCAGCUGCUGGGGAGGGGUGAGAUCCCAUGGGAGGAAGUUUUUGAGUCCCCAAACAUGGGAAUUGAGAAGUGGGUGUGUUUGGUUUGUGGUGGUGGUCAAUGUGAAUUAGGGUUGUUAAAGCAACCGAUUAUGGUGAAGGUGGGGAUGAGAGUAAGAGCUGGGGAAGAAAUAAUGGA